Messenger RNA from Ogataea haglerorum, 1551 nucleotides. RefSeq lists its product as uncharacterized. Gene Ontology annotation, biological process: endoplasmic reticulum inheritance; septin ring assembly. Gene Ontology annotation, cellular component: cortical endoplasmic reticulum; perinuclear endoplasmic reticulum; endoplasmic reticulum membrane. The transcript has a single exon. Lineage: Eukaryota; Fungi; Ascomycota; Pichiomycetes; Pichiales; Pichiaceae. Bases 1 to 1551 code for a protein of 516 amino acids. The record is from RefSeq and is a predicted model, not a curated record.
AUGAGUUCACCCAAACAAUCCCCCAUUGGAAGUCGGACGAAUUCUUCAACGAUUGACUAUCGUAAGAAAAUAAACAUUUAUGACACGGUUUUGCAACUUAUACGAAUAAUUUUGGCAUCGAUAUAUCUGUUUUAUAUCGUGUUAACCAUCCCCUUGAGCUUUGAAAUAGGUGGAAUAGAUUGUGGCCUGAGUUAUUCCAUCACCAUUUUGCUCAUCUAUUUCUGCCUCGCUACCCUCAGGGUCCUCAAAUAUCAUCGCAUAAUUUCGUCAUUUCUUUACUACACGCAGCACUUUCUACUUCCUAGCUUGUUAUCCAUUUUUUUAACCGUGUUCACAUCUUCGGACGAAUAUAAUGCAAGUACGCUGAUGAAGAAGAUCUGGUGGCAUUUCAUCAUAAAAUCUUGGAAAUUAUUCCUCAUGAAUUCCACUCCGCUAUUUACUAUCCUGGAAGGAUUUUGCUCACUGCUUUCGAUACAGGCUAUCGGGCAAAUGUCACAAUAUUUGAUAAAGCACAAGUCCGACACAUGGUCAAUUGUCAACCUUAUCACAAGUGCUUGUAUUUUAUCCUCAUGUCUGUUCUUCUUUGUGAAAAUAUAUGUUUCUCCUAUAGAUUUGCAAAGGGUUGGACUAAUUUCCGCCUCAUUGCUGGGAUCUGCAUUCACUUGUACGAUACUCAUCACUAUUUUUGGAAUCUAUUCUGGAAAAGCAUCUCCUCUGGAAUGCUCCCUUAUGGUGGCAUAUAUCGUGAAAUGCUGCUACGAACUAUUUCCCGAACUUUCAGAGCUGAACUUCAAUAUGUUACUCAAAUUUAUUAUGAACGAGUUUAAGAAUUUGGAUUAUCAAGCCAAUUCUUUGAAUAAGGAAUUUCUCAAUUCGAUCCAGACAACAUUCAAUAACUUCAGGACAGGAAGGGACCUUUUUGAGUACGUGCAUUUUGAGUUCCUGGCCAAAUCAACCACUAAAGAUAAACUGCUUUUGGUUUACGUUAAAGUGAAAGAGUUUAUCGUGGACGUGGUGAUAAAAUUUAUUACUGAAAACUUCCCUAAGUCAUUUGAGUCUCUUUGGGACUUCCUCAAGAUUUCCAUCAGCAAUCUCACCUUUUCGAUUCUAAUUCAGUUAGCAUACAGAAUAUGUGUGUUCUUCGCUGCAACCAAAAUAAUACCGAUUCUUCAGCCGGUUCAAAAAGGCUCCCCUCUUUCAACACCUUCUUCUCCAACUCCUACAAAAAUGAACAGGCAUGAAAAGAGUGCAAGAAACAAGUCCACUUCGAGUCGCUUGAUUUAUCUCUAUUCCCCUUGUAUCAUCAUUGCUGUUUACACAAACCUCAUGAUUCAAUACAUCGAUGAGCUGGACUCGCACAAUCAUUUUUGGAACUGGCUCAAUUUCCAGUUUCGAGGAACAAGUGCUCAAGUUCCUGAGGUCAGUAACUCAGUCCACUCAUGGCAAGUGUGGAACUGGAUAAACAUUUUCGGUGUGCUACUAUUAUAUUCUCUUGAGUUGAUGAGCCAUGACCCUGACGAUAGCUCGCUUACGGAUCAUUGGAGUAUCUAG